GAAAAGAAAACACGACUGGAAACCCAAAUUAUUGAAAGCGAAACCGAGAUGGAAGUGCUCAAAGGGAAAAUCGAUUCGGUUUCGCAAGAAAACGAAGAUCUCAAGACGAAGGUUGGUCAGAUAAGACCAUUCGAAGACGAGUUCCGUCGGCUUCGAGAUGAGGUUGAGGAAUUACGGGUGAAAGAGGCAGAUCACUCAAAGUUGCAGCAAGCUUAUGAACAGCUCAAGAAUAAGGCCAAAGAUAGCAGUAACGAUAGAGCAGAGCUUCUGGUUCUGCGCGAGAAGGUAAAGUCCUAUGUUGAACAUGGGAUGCUAUUAGAGGAUGAGCAACGCAAGAAUAAGACUCUACGUACGCAAAUGGGCUCUUACAAAGCGCUAUCGGAAGAGAAAUCUCGAGAAAAUGAUAAACUUAUUAUCAAAGUUGACAAGUUGGAGCACGAGCUCGCAACUGCCAAAGAUCGUCUAGCAGCCGCGGAAACCCGAGUCGAAGGUCUUGUGCAGGAGAAGAUCAUUCUGGAAAACAAGAUCGCUCAUGAGCGUGAGUAUCCUCGUAUUAUGAUUGCAAUUCCGGUGUAUGCCAUGCUGAAAAUUAUCCUAUCCCAUAUAUUCCGGUUAAUGCUUAAAGUCUAG
Messenger RNA from Strongylus vulgaris, 630 nucleotides. The record is from the annotation of a GenBank genome assembly. Lineage: Eukaryota; Metazoa; Nematoda; Chromadorea; Rhabditida; Strongylidae.